This is a messenger RNA of Cygnus olor (mute swan), 1610 nucleotides long. RefSeq names its product peroxisomal trans-2-enoyl-CoA reductase (gene PECR). Bases 25 to 930 code for a protein of 301 amino acids. Gene Ontology annotation, cellular component: peroxisome. The record is from RefSeq and is a predicted model, not a curated record. Gene Ontology annotation, molecular function: trans-2-enoyl-CoA reductase (NADPH) activity. The transcript is spliced from 9 exons. Lineage: Eukaryota; Metazoa; Chordata; Aves; Anseriformes; Anatidae. Gene Ontology annotation, biological process: phytol metabolic process.
GGGAGAAGGGGAGGGGGGUGGAAAAUGGCGGCGGCGCGGGGGCUGCUGGCGGCGGGGCUGUUCAACGGGCGGGUGGCCAUCGUCACCGGCGGCGGCACCGGCAUCGGCAAGGCUAUCGCCGCCGACCUGCUGUCCUUAGGUUGCAGUGUUGUUAUUGCCUCUCGUAAAUUUGACCGAUUAAAAGCCACUGCAGAAGAACUGAAUAAUGCGUUUUCUUCUGUGAGUCCUGCCAAAGUGACUCCCUUGCAGUGCAAUAUCCGCAAAGAAGAGGAGGUAGAAGCUCUGGUGAAGUCUACACUGAGUCUGCAUGGGAAGAUUGACUUCCUGGUGAAUAACGGAGGGGGCCAAUUCGUGAGUCCUUCUGAAGCCAUCAGCGCAAAAGGCUGGAAUGCUGUCAUAGAAACAAAUCUGACAGGGACUUUCUAUUGCUGCAAAGCAGUGUACAAUGCCUGGAUGCAGAAGCAUGGAGGAGUCAUUGUCAACAUUACUGCUGCUGUGACAAUUGGGUUUCCUGGAAUGUCGCACUCGGGAGCUGCAAGAGCUGCAGUGAAUAACCUAACCAAGACGUUAGCUUUAGAAUGGGCCCACAGCGGAGUAAGAAUCAACAGUGUUGCUCCUGGAAUAGUAUUUUCAGAAACUGCUGUUGCCAACUAUGGAGAACAAGGUGCAGUGAUGUGGUUAAGGAGCAUACCAAAGGUUCCUGCCAAGAGAUCAGCUGUUCCUGAGGAGAUCUCUCCUGUAGUGUGUUUUCUGCUGUCUCCAGCUGCUUCUUACAUAACUGGGAUAACCGUGGUUGUAGAUGGUGGCCAAAGUUUAUAUCGCAAUACCAUAGAAAUACCAGAUCAUGACAGAUGGCCUUCCCCACCAGAAGGAAGAAAUUCUGAAAUGCUUAAGAAGCUUCUUUCUGGCGAGUUCAAGCCAAAGCUGUAGUAAAAUGAGAUUUCACCUUAUUUCCAGUUGCACAGUUCCUGAAACGUUCUCUACAGGAUUUGAGCUCAAAACUGGAAAUAACUAUUUUAAACUUGCAAAUUUAUUCUUUAACUUUGAAGUAUGAAUAUCCAUGAAGAGCGGAAGUUUACACGUAAUCAUGGUGAAAUGCAUCAUUUACCUCUGAAAUGGAAUAUUAGAAAGGAUAGGGUUCUCUGGUGUGAGAGACGUGCAGCCUGCAAUAAACUCCUCCACAAGUAAGAACUAUAACAAACCUUUUUGGUUGCACUGAGUACAAGGAACUUUAUUUGACCUUGCCUUCUUCAACCUCCAGGCAAAGCCAUGGAUGUCUUUAGGAGAUCUAAGCUAGUUCUUUAGAAGAGACGUAUUCCUGCACGUGCUUUUCUUCCCUGACAAGAAGCUGAAACAGCCAACGUGUGGAGCCAUAAUGCACUGAGGCUUACUGCAGUAGGAAAGGAUACUCACGAUAAUCUAAGGGUUAGUACAACGUAGGAAUACAGAAGAUACAUCCUUGAAAGGUGAAGGGAAAACAGAAUGCUCAAGUGCUCUCUGCUGUGUAGGUUUUUUUUUGUUUUGUUUUGUUUUUUAAGUAAUAAUACUACUGCCCUCUGUGUGUUGAGGUUUACUGUGAACAUUAUUAAAACACAUCAUGUUAUAUUGGA